GUCCCCCACUCCAGGGCCUCUUGGGUGAGACCUUGCUCUGGAAGGAACCAUGGACCUCUUGCUUUGGUCACUCUACUUCCUGCCAGUAUCUGGUGGUCUGAGGAGCCUCCCAGAAGUAAAGCUGGAGGGAGAGCUGGGCGGAUCAGUUCUCAUCAAGUGCCCACUUCCUGUAAUGAACGUGAGAAUAUAUCUGUGCCGGGAGAUGGCUAAAUCUGGAGUGUGUGCUACCGUGGUGUCCAACAACAACUUUGUCAAAGAGGAAUACAGGAGCCGCGUCAGUCUGGAGCUGUGCCAAGACAAGAGUCUGUUCCUAGUGGAGGCGACAAAACUGAGCAAAAGUGACAGCGGAGUCUACGCCUGUGGGGUGGGCGUGAACAAAGACUGGGCCAAGACCCUGCAAGUCACCCUGAGUGUCCACAAUGAGUAUGAGCCAUUCUGGGAAGAGGAGCCGACACCUGAGCCUCCAAAAUUGUUUCAAAAAUUUCUGCGCCUGCGGAUGCCCUUUUGGCAGAUGUCUGCACGUGCCAGUUCUGAAUUCAUAUCCAAAGUUACCACACCAGCUCGAAGGACAGAGGCCCCUCCAGCCAACCACACCUCCCCCACCACCCCAAUCAGACACUACCCUCGAGUUUCCAGAGCAUCUUCAGUACCAGCUGCCAAUCCCUCAACCCUACUGCCAUCCACCACAGCUUCAAAGACCCCAACUCGGGAGGGACUGCUCAGGCCCCAGCCAGCCAGCCACAACCACCACACCAGGCUGCACAGGCAGAGGGUGUCUGAAGGUCCUUGGCUCCCAGCCCCAUCUCUAAAGACCGGCUAUGAAUAUGUGGGCUUCUACCACCAGCCUGCUGCCACGAUGGAGGACAAUGAUUCAGAUGACUACAUCAAUAUUCCCAGCCUGACUCACCUACCCAGAUGUCCCCUGGGCCCAGACCUUGGUGCCAAUGAGUCUUGUCUGUCUGUUGAUUUCUGAUACCUGCUCCAUCUAUUCUUGGAGCCCUCAUUACCUCCCAUGCCCUGUCUGGACUCUCACCCCCAUCUGCCUGUGCCCUGAGCAUGGCUCUGUCCCGAGUUCCUCUUGCACACUUUUCCAGCUCGCUGUGGUUGUCAGUGGGCUCUGGGCAUACAAAGAAUUUGUCCCAACGCCGCUUGCCUCCUUUCCAUCACAUUUUACAGGCUGUGGGAUUUGCAGAGAGUUUCCUCAAUGUCUUUGGUCACUGUGUCUUUGCUGCCCUGGUUCUAGAUCAUGUGGCAUCAGGCUGGAGCAUAGGCCUAGCUGUUGCUUCAGGAGCCUCACACAAGUAUGAGCGUACUUUUAAAAGUUCAUGGAAAAAUAGAAUUGGAAGAUAAUACAAUUUUUUUCCAUGAACUCUUUGAAGUACUCUCAUAGAAAGCCCUUGAGCUACAC
Galeopterus variegatus (Sunda flying lemur) is the source of this 1408-nucleotide messenger RNA. Its product is annotated as fas apoptotic inhibitory molecule 3-like. Gene Ontology annotation, cellular component: plasma membrane. The transcript is spliced from 5 exons. Bases 50 to 973 code for a protein of 307 amino acids. The record is from RefSeq and is a predicted model, not a curated record. Gene Ontology annotation, molecular function: transmembrane signaling receptor activity. Lineage: Eukaryota; Metazoa; Chordata; Mammalia; Dermoptera; Cynocephalidae.